This is a messenger RNA of Salarias fasciatus (jewelled blenny), 765 nucleotides long. It is a transcript of the gene atp5f1d, whose product is annotated as ATP synthase F1 subunit delta. Gene Ontology annotation, biological process: proton motive force-driven ATP synthesis. Gene Ontology annotation, molecular function: proton-transporting ATP synthase activity, rotational mechanism. The coding region runs from base 140 to 622 and encodes 160 amino acids. The transcript is spliced from 5 exons. NCBI's taxonomy places the organism in Eukaryota, Metazoa, Chordata, Actinopteri, Blenniiformes, Blenniidae. The record is from RefSeq and is a predicted model, not a curated record.
CCUCCUCCUCGCGCUGCCGCAGAGGCUGACGGGAACUCCUCCAACGUCCUUGUCCGACCACACUGACUGACUGCCUGCACGCCAGGGCUCCGGGAUUUCUGUCAUUCCCUUCUGCGCGAAUUAAGUCUACUUUUUGGACAUGAUGGCAGCGAGGUUUCUCCGUCGUGCUCUCCCCGUGGUGAGGCAGGCUCGCGCCUACGCCGAGGCCGCCUCCGGAGCUCCGCAGAUGUCCUUCACUUUCGCCUCCCCGACACAGGUCUUUUUCAAGGAGGCCAGUGUGAAGCAGGUCGACGUGCCCACACUCACUGGAGCAUUCGGUAUUCUUCCUGCCCAUGUACCGACCCUGCAGGUGCUCCGACCUGGUGUUGUCACAGUCUUCAGUGAUGAUGGGUCCGCUGCAAAGUACUUUGUGAGCAGUGGGUCGGUCACAGUCAACGCCGAUUCUUCAGUGCAGCUGCUGGCUGAGGAGGCUGUCCCCCUGGACCAGCUGGACGUUGCAGCAGCUAAAGCUAACCUGGAGAAGGCCCAGUCUGAAUUGGCUGGGACAUCUGACGAGGCUCUGAGGGCAGAAGUUCAGAUCAGCAUAGAGGCGAACGAGGCCAUCGUGAAAGCCCUGGAGUAAAUCUGUGGUAAUUGUUUCUGUCUCUUUGAUGGAAAUCACUGCUCCACCUGUGUUUCCAGCUCAGUCACGUCAGUGUCCAGAAGAUUCCAUGCUUUCUUUGUACAGUGGAUGAACUAAAAAAAUAAAUUUAUUUGGAAUUACAA